Aspergillus affinis is the source of this 1290-nucleotide messenger RNA. Its product is annotated as zinc-binding alcohol dehydrogenase family protein. Bases 1 to 1290 code for a protein of 429 amino acids. Gene Ontology annotation, molecular function: oxidoreductase activity, acting on NAD(P)H. The transcript is spliced from 4 exons. The record is from RefSeq and is a predicted model, not a curated record. NCBI's taxonomy places the organism in Eukaryota, Fungi, Ascomycota, Eurotiomycetes, Eurotiales, Aspergillaceae.
AUGACUACGAUAUCCACCACGUAUGCUCCGGCAUCGCUGGACGAAAAGCACCACGCCGUCUUCCACCACGAACUGGUGAUCGAACAAGGACCCGAAUAUAGUUAUAAUCCGACGUUUAUACAUUCUCCGGUCGAGACCAUCAGACCACCGCAGCCCCGAACCACUCAGAGUGCACUGCUACUGAAAGCCGCGCGCGAGCAAUAUACGCUGGUCACCGAUCAUACCAUCCCAUCCACGCGGACCAAGGAUGAGAUUCUAGUCAAGAUUCUGGCGAUCGGUCUGAACCCGAUCGACUGGAAGGGCCCGGCGUUCAAUUUCGGCAUUCCCAGUCUACCCUGGGUGAAUGGACGAGACCUUGCCGGCAUCGUUGUCGAGGCAGACGCAUCGGCCCGCGUGCAGCAGGGUGACCUGGUCUUGGUUCCAUCCACCGAUUAUCGCGACAUCCGUAAGGCUGCCUUCCAGGAGUAUGCCGUGGCCACUCAUUUCAACGCAGCACGGAUCCCCUCGAGGGGGUGUGUUCACGCCUCGGCGUCACUCGGCGUUGCCUUUGUGGCCUCCGUGUUGGCACUGGGUGUGUCCCUAGGCCUUGACCUCUCGCAGGCCUCGCCGUCGCCCGGACCCAACUUGGUGGAAGUGGUACAUCAAAUCAGCAGAGAGGAAAUUCCGCUGGAUAUUCAGGAAGAGUGCUUCAAGUCCUCUAAGAAAGCCGAGCAACCGCAGAAGGGUGACUGGAUUGCCAUCUGGGGAGCCUCUACUACGACGGGAUACAUCACACUCCAACUCGCACGAAUGGCCGGGCUCAAAGUCAUCUGCGUCGCCGAUAUUGCCCGACACGGCGCCAAACUCAUUGAGCUGGGUGCAGAUGCCCUCGUCGACCGCCACGAUUCACAACGCGCCGUGGAGAUCAUCCGCGGCAUCACCAACGGCAAGCUACGAUAUGCGAUCGACAUUGUCGGCAAAGAUACUGCGACCAUCUUGGAACAGGCGCUGGAUAACUCGCCGCGGGACGAUGGCUCUCACGCCCAUCUGCUUGGACUGACGGGGUUGCCCAAGGAGAAGGGCGAGAACAUUACGCAUCACACUGUUCCCAUCAAACUAUUCCAUUCGUCGCCGGCCGUGGGCGAGGCCAUGGUAUCCUGGUUAGAGCGACUACUAGACUCCGGUACUCUCCAGCUGCCGGAAAUCGUUCGAGCAGAGGGUGGACUGGCGGGAAUCAACGACUCGUUGGAGAUUCUGCGGCAGGGCACGGCGUCGGGAAAACGCAUCGUCGUCGAUCUGGGGACGCAGUAA